Messenger RNA from Pelodiscus sinensis (Chinese soft-shelled turtle), 3590 nucleotides. The record is from RefSeq and is a predicted model, not a curated record. Lineage: Eukaryota; Metazoa; Chordata; Testudines; Trionychidae.
GUCGAUAAUGGGAGGCAGAAAAAACAGUUUGACCCGUUUUUACUUUUGCAUGUCGACAGCACUUUUGAUGCCAAACCUUCCCAGUGUAGACAGCCUAAGAAUGCAUUGCUUUUAUAAAAUAUACCAUGGCAAUAGAAAAUCAGCUAAAAAUCUGUGGCUUUAAGAGAGAUAUGGAUGUCUCAGUGUUGUACCUUGCUGGACAAGGACUAAAAGAAGUUCCUAAUUUGUCACGAUUUCAGGUCUUAAGGUAUUUGUGGCUCAACAAUAACAAGAUCCAGAAGCUAACAUUCUUGAUCAAUAAUUAUCGUUUGACAGAACUCUACCUCAACAAUAAUGAGCUCAUAGAUAUUGCAGGUUCUCUGAAACAUUUGCGUUCAUUGCAGAUCUUGCUGCUUCACAACAACCAGCUAAAAAACCUUGACACAACAGUGAAGGAACUAAAGGGAAUGAUAAGUCUGAAGACCCUAAAUCUAUUUCACAACCCUCUGUCACAAGAUCCAGGGUACCGCCUUUAUGUCAUAUACUUCCUUCCUUCAGUACAACUCCUCGACAGGAAGAAAGUUACUCAAAAAGAAAGGGAAUCAGCUUUACAUAUUUACAACCAUGAAAGGUCCUGUGUUCUCCAGUCUAUAGGUUUUGGAAAAAGAAUAGAUAUACCUUUGGUGGCUAAAACAGUGUCUACAAGAAGCAUUCCACAUGUCAAAAGUUUCCUGCUGUCUCCAGGUUAUGAAGUUGCAAAUCACAUAAAUAAAAUUCCAUUUGAGAACCCAGAAGAUGCCAUUUUUGUGAGGGCAAUGAAGAGAUCAAUAAUGGAAUUUUCCUCUGUUGAUUGGAAUAAAAUAUCAACUGGUCUAGGAAAACACCUUGAAAACAAAGCAGAAGAACCCCCUGAGAAACUGACAGUCAAAUUCAGAUAACUGUUUGGUUCUGUAGGAAAAUAUGUGCCUACAUGUUGGAUAUUAGACUUUUAUUGUAAGUUAAUAUCCAUAAGACAUGUAUGCUAUAACUAAUACUUGAUUAAACAAACUUUCAGCAGGCAAAUUCUAAAUUCAUUUCCUUUAACCCGAGUGUGGGGAUUCCAUGAUAAAGGUUGGAAAAUACAGGUCAUAGGUUUGUGGUAACAUUAUAAUGUUGCCAUUAAUUGAAUUCUCCUCGGUACCAUACUAUCUGUUGUGACAGAUUAAAAGCAAACCUGUACAUUAAGUUUUAGGAUACUAAGGAUGAAUAUAUUAAUCUUUGAUGUUCUUUGUGAUUGAUCGCCUCUUUUCUAAAUUAAUGAGACGUCUCUCACUUUUAGUUUCCAAUACCACUGAAUUGGAUUAAGGCUUCACACAGCCUGUCUCUUUCCUAGUUGUAGUCACUGCAAGAUUCUCUGUGUAUAAGCUUGUUGUAAAAUCCUGUUCCCAACUUCUUCUACAAACUACUUUUUCCUGUACUGAUUGCUGUUUCAAAGGAGCUUACUGAAUGUAAUAUACUCACUAAUUGUGUCUCAUUUGAAAUCAGAUUGCAAGAUCUUUGGCAUCUUCAUAAGAUGUUUACACAAUUCCUAGCACAAAUGGAGCCCAUAGCCCAAAUCCUCAGCUCCUGGAGUGCUGCUGUUUGCACAGGACCUGAUUCGCCCCCACCCCAGCUCAGUAUUUUCCCAACUGUAGAACUUUUUAAUGAAGCCCUGUGAAAGCAAGAAGAAACUUUGGUUGUCAGAGUGAAAGGUAAAAUUGCUUUAUGUGCUGUAAAAAGUUCCAUGGCAAUGAUUGCAUUCAUUUUAAAGGCCAAUUAGCAGGAAUCAAAGACUGGGAUUCAGAUGUGCCUAAGGGAGUUAGGCAUCCAAUUCCAUUUAAGCUCAAUAUAACUUGGGCAUCUAACUCCUUUGAAAUUCCACUUUAAAUAGCAGUCUCUUAUUUUUCCAGCCCUGGAGACUAAAAUUCUCCUGAACCAUAGAAGUACAUCACAGAUAGCAGCCCCCAUUAGAAUUUUAUACCACUCUGCUAUAGUUAUGAUUAAGAGAUGGUUUUGGUCUUAACCUUGAUUCAUCCAAGUUAUUUAAGGGGUAUGCCUCAUGGGCAUGUGGGGCAGUUAGUGAUCCAAAUGUUAGGUCUUUUGACCCAAGGUUUCCCAAAAUACAGCCCCUGCAAAAAACAAUACCCCCAAAAACAGUAUUUCUUAAAAGUUGAGAUAUUCUGGCAACCUUCCUCACCUUUCCCCCUCCCCAGAAGUUAAAGCAGGGCUGAGAUCAUUGCAUCAAAAUAUCCAGAGCUUAAGGGUUACCCCAACAGAGUGUAUGGCACCCAGAAGCCCUUGGGGCAGAUAAAAUUAAAGGGUUAUUUCAAAAAGAUUUUGCAUCUCCCAUUUAGUGUGUCACAUGCAGAUGCUCUUAAAGAAAUUACACUGAGCAUGCAUGGACAGAGUUGUUAAUAGGAUUGUUAGCUUUCAAAGUUUCACCUCAGCUGCAUAGCUCAAGGGGCUAGUAGCAGUCCUUUGAACCUAAUCCACCCUGCGAGUGUCAGUUACAGUCCCACCUUGGGCAGAAAUUUGGUAAAAGGUCUGUCAGUAGAAUGUAAUCAAAGGAUUUUUUUUCCUUUUUAACCAAAAUAGUUAGAAUGUGAACAUUUGCUGGGCUGGGGACUGGGAAGCAUUUAUGGGGUAGAGAAGUGGGGUAUGGGGCUGUCUCAAGGAGAGGCAUGAUAGGGGAACUUAGGAGGGAUGAUGGGACUCGUGGGACUGAUGAGGGAAUGGCAGGGAAGCUGGGUGAGAAUUAGGGCAAGGUGCCUCAGCCCUACAUUCCUCUCUUCUCAUGGGUGCCACAAUAUGGGGCAUCUGGGCCGCUGUUCCACCAGGUGAGCUGGGAGGUCCCUGCCCCAUGCACAUCUGACCUACAUUCUCUGCCCCUCCCCUCUGUGUGCGCACCAGAAUCUGGGGACCCCUGCCUCCAUAAGGGGGUCUGAGCCCCUUUUGCUGCCCCUUAUAAGAAAUUGUAUAUGAGAGACUUCCCUCUCUGGGGCUGUCUGAUCCCUGCCUCCCUGUGUGCACCAGAAUUUUGGGGGGCAUCCAGUCAUCUCUAUGGAUCUGACCCCGCUGCAUGCUCCCCCAUAGCCAGGUUCACAGGGGACAUGAAUUAUUGGGGAAGGGUCUGAGCCCCACUCCCAAUCCAACCCUGUAAGCGGUGAUGAGGAAGCCCUGCCUCUCUGUGUUGCGAGCUUUGAAUACGCAUGGUCUGAGCAUGCACUAAGAACCCACUGCUGAGAAUGGGGUAAGGAGCUGUGAAGAGGUAUGAAAAGCACAGAGACAAGUGUUUUGAUCAUCACUCAGCAUAUCACUAGAAAUCUAGGUGAAAAUAACUGCCUAAAUGACCUCUAACUCCUACCAACAAACAUUUCUCUGUUUAGAAAACUAAGGAAAUCAAAUGGCAAAAACCUUCCUUAAAGUUAAGCUGCCCAGGUGAUAGCUCAUGUUCCUCAAGACUUUCAAGAUCAGAAAACUAGGAAAUAGUGAGUCACAGUGAAUGCCUGUGCAACCCUAACUCUUCCUUCUCUGAGGUAUGUCUACACAGCAACAUUAUUUUGAAAUAAUGUAGUCCAUGUCUACACAGCAGG